This is a messenger RNA of Puccinia triticina, 687 nucleotides long. RefSeq lists its product as uncharacterized. Gene Ontology annotation, biological process: error-free translesion synthesis; error-prone translesion synthesis. Gene Ontology annotation, cellular component: nucleus. Bases 1 to 687 code for a protein of 228 amino acids. The transcript is spliced from 3 exons. NCBI's taxonomy places the organism in Eukaryota, Fungi, Basidiomycota, Pucciniomycetes, Pucciniales, Pucciniaceae. The record is from RefSeq and is a predicted model, not a curated record. Gene Ontology annotation, molecular function: deoxycytidyl transferase activity; DNA-directed DNA polymerase activity.
AUGGAUAAAUUCGUCAUUCGGAAAGACAAGCCCACUGAUCGUCGUUCUCCACGGCCGCGUCCUAGGAGCACUUACUCGAAACCGACCAGCGUCUCAUCAGUGAAAUCAUCCCGUGGUGUCCCUCAAGCCCCAUUUCUCUCGAGUGCAACCAGUCGGGCCAAUCGAAUCAUUGACUCAACCCUUGCCGAGCCUUCGAAUCCCGUAACACAUAAUGACUCCUACCGCCGUGCUCAGCAUGUCGUCAGCGCCGCUACUGGCCAUCAACAGAGUAACGGCCGUAGCGCUUCUUCCUCAUCACACUAUAAUGCAACCAGACUUUCCAAACUUCGCGCUCAAGCCAAACCGGCUGAAACAAAUAUCCUCAAGCAAGUCGUAGUCUAUAUCAAUGGAUACACCGGUACUGAAGUUACAAACCAAGCAUUGAUUGGGAUGAUCCAAUCAGCGGGAGGAGAGACACGACCAGUACUGAGUGCGGCCUGUACACAUAUCGUGACGGCGAUGCCUCUGAGUGCGAAGAAAGCUCAACAAGAGAUUGAGCGACGGAAAGCCGGGCCACGCAUCGUCCAGCCGCAAUGGGUACUAGACUCAAUUCGUUUGGAAAAACGUCAGCCUGAGUGGAAGUAUCCUGUUCAACAAUCACAUACCCAGAAUCGAAUAUCUUCAAUCUUCGAGAAAGCUCCGCCGUAA